GUCGACAAAUUUACAUCUUGAAGUUGUUAAUGCUUAGAAAGAAGAAUGCCCAGCUAUGGACAGUGCAUUAACUGCUGGAAAGCUCAUUGACAUGAAGUGGAAGCUAGGAGUGGCUGUAAGCAGUGAUGAAUGUAAAUCAUUGAAUUCACCUUGUGUUACCAUGACACUCAAAGUUGCUGAUUCCUCAGGAAAAAUAUCCACUCACUCUAUGGAGAUGACAAUUUCACAGUUUCAGAAUUUUUCAAAGCAAAUGAAGGAAAUGGCCAAUAAGAUGGAAAUGGUUUGAGAAAACAAGACGUAGCAGUUAGCGAUCAAGGAGAUGAAGAUAAAGGCUGAGAGAUUUAGACUUAAAAGACUGUGUUAAUGCAUUCUUAUGUAAUGGAAAGAAACAACACUAAAUUGGACUACAUGCAUUAAUAAAAAGGAACACUGAAAUAAAUAAUUCUUCUGAAGCAAAAUCUGCACAAAAACAUAUUGAAUCAACCAUACAAACUAACUGAAAAAGACUUAUCUACUACUUCAUACUAUUGUAUAUGUUCUGAAGACUUCCACUUCUUUAGCAAUUUAUAAUGAAUUCUUGGAUGUACUCCAGUUAUUUCUGAGAAUUAUUGGUGCAUAUUUUUUUAAAAUUUAAUCAUAGAUCUGAAAGACAUACAGUGCAUAUAAUGCCUUUUACCUCCUUUACUUCUAUAUUAAAAUGUUUAUUUAUUAAAUUAUAUAAAUUCA
Messenger RNA from Saccostrea echinata, 726 nucleotides. RefSeq names its product COMM domain-containing protein 6-like. Lineage: Eukaryota; Metazoa; Mollusca; Bivalvia; Ostreida; Ostreidae. The transcript has 4 exons. The record is from RefSeq and is a predicted model, not a curated record. Gene Ontology annotation, molecular function: NF-kappaB binding. The coding region runs from base 56 to 286 and encodes 76 amino acids.